Molecule: messenger RNA, 2576 nt
Organism: Helianthus annuus (common sunflower)
Lineage: Eukaryota; Viridiplantae; Streptophyta; Magnoliopsida; Asterales; Asteraceae
Product: protein LYK5
Exons: 3
Coding region: 279-2258 (659 amino acids)
Biological process (GO): protein phosphorylation
Molecular function (GO): ATP binding; protein kinase activity
Source: RefSeq, a predicted model, not a curated record
GUGGCCGUUAGUGAUGAGAAGACCCGUUAAUUUCAUUUAUGAAUUAUUAGUUUGGAGAAAAAAAAUUCGUUAGACAUUUCAUCAUCUCACCUCUGUCUCCAAUCCGCAAACCGCAAUCGUCAAACCUGAAAACGCGUUGAAUUUUCUAGUCUUCCAUUAUUAUUCUUCCUUCCUUCCUUAAAAAUAUCAUAAUCCAAAUUCACUCCAAUCCUUUUCCCAGAAUAAAAUACUUCCCCCAAUUCAUAACUUACUUAUUCACCCUCAUACCACCUGCUACCAUGUUACGGUGGUUACCGUCGGUGCUCUUAUUAUUGUUAUUCAUCCACCGCUCCCACUCCCAACAAACCUACGUCGACAACCGACAACUCGACUGCAACAACAACUACACCACCGCCUCCGGCUACACCUGCAACGGCCCCACCUCCUGCCUCUCCUACGUAACUUUCCGAUCACAACCACCUCUCUACAACACCCCCACCACCAUCGCCACCCUCCUCAACUCUAACCCCACCACCAUCACAACCCUCAACAACUUCUCCUCCACCUCCGCCACCAUCCCCACCAACACCGUCGUAGUUGUUCCGAUCAGCAAUUGUUCUUGCUCUGGUGGGUGGUAUCAGCAUAACGCAAGUUAUGUGCUUAGAGGGACUAAUGAGACUUACUUUUCUGUUGCGAAUAAUACUUAUGAGGGGCUUACUACUUGUCAGGCUAUGAUUGCUCAGAAUCCGUUUAAUUUUCGGAGUUUGGCUGUUGGGAAUAAUGUUACUGUUCCGAUUAGAUGUGCUUGUCCGACGCCCAACCAAACGGCCGCCGGAAUUAGGUAUCUGCUUACAUACCUCAUCACAUGGGGCGACACAUAUGAAUAUAUGUCCAAUCUUUUUGAUGGUGUUAAUGUUCAGAGUAUUUUAGAUGCUAAUGAGCUCAAUGCAACGCAUAUAAUCUUCCCCUUUACGCCGAUUUUGAUCCCGCUUACAACGACACCAUCAAGAAUCAACACUACUGCAACUCCAGCACCGCCUCCUGCUCCACCAGUGAUUCCGGUGGCGCCUAGCAGCGGUGGUGGUGGUUCGUCCAGCAAGUGGGUUUUUGUCGGUGUCGGAAUUGGUGUCGGUUUGCUCCUGAUUGUUACCCUGUCUGGAGUUAUUGUUUGGUGCUUUAGAAGAAGGAAGAUUCAGGAGGGGGAGAAUGGUCUCCCUCUGACGAAGCACUCUCCGGCCACCGCUUUAAUCCCGCCUGGGAGGAGUAAUUCAUGGUCGAUUUCAUCGGAAGGGGUUCGGAUUGCGGUUGGGUCAUUGACGGUUUAUAAGUAUGAGGAUCUGCAAAAGGCUACCGGAGAUUUUUCGGAAGAAAACAGAGUGAAAGGAUCUGUAUACAGGGGAAUUUUCAAUGGGGAUUCUGCAGCGGUGAAGGUUAUGAAAGGGGAUGUUUCCGGCGAGAUCAACAUACUUAAACAGAUCAAUCACUCCAACAUAAUCAGACUAUCUGGAUUCUGCUUGCAUCAAGGAAACACCUAUCUGGUUUACGAGUUCGCUGACAACAGUUCGCUCAGCGACUGGCUGCACUCGACCACCAAGAACACCAAAUAUGAAUCGGUUUUGGAAUGGAAACAACGAGUUCAAAUUGCACAUGAUAUAGCUGAUGCAUUGAAUUACCUACACAAUUUCAUCACUCCACCAUACAUUCACAAGAAUUUAAAGUGCAGUAAUGUGUUGCUAGACGUGCAUAUGCGAGCGAAAAUAACAAACUUCGGGCUCGCUAGAAGCGUGGAGGAAACCGACGAUGGAGAGCUUCAGUUGACUAGACAUGUUGUAGGGACAUUCGGUUACAUGCCACCAGAAUACAUCGAGAACGGCUUGAUCACACCUAAAAUGGAUGUAUUUGCUUUAGGGGUACUGAUUUCCGAGCUACUGUCCGGAAAAGAAGCCGCCACACGAUCACCUGACGGUGGUGAUGAGAAGGAUGUGGCGGAGUUACAAGAGGGGCUGCUGUCAGAGAUGGUAAAAGAGGUGGUUCGAGGGGGGGAUGACGUGAGGGAGAAGUUGGCCGGGUUUAUGGACAGUAGGCUAAGCGGCGAAUAUCCGGUGGAACUGGCCUAUUCGAUGGCGGAGAUUGCUGGUAAAUGUGUGGCGGUUGACCUAAACGACCGCCCUUCUAUUUCGGAGGUGUUUGCGACACUGUCUAAGAUAUUGUCUUCUUCAUUAGACUGGGAUCCGUCUGAUGAACUUGAACACUCAAGGUCUCUUAGUCAUGGCAGAUAAAGAAGAUACUAUUUAACUUUAACUAGUGUAAUAUAAUAUCUCUUUACAAUACUAGUGUUUUGAGUGUUGAGAGAAUAAAAGAAUGUUUCAAAGUUUGAGUCCUCGUAGUCCGGUUUUGGACCGAGCCGAUUCCAAGCCUACAUCGAACCAGUGAACCGCUACUGCCUGUACAGGUCUGCGCGGUUUAAUAGUCUGAGCUUUUUCAUAAGUGCAGCCAUGCUAUCCAAAAUGAUUUUGGUCAUUUAAUGUUUUAUUAGUUUUAUAUACUUGUUUGUGAAGGGUCUGAAAGAAGAAUGUUUAUAGGAUAUUUUAAGAUCA